CCGUAGUACAAAGUAGAGCCGAUAUUUGCAUGGAGUUCCUGCCGCUUCUAUCUAGCGGACCGCUCCUGAUGGAGGGCCUGAAGGCCUGAUCCCGGUACUGUCCAGUCGCACUGGAUUUGUUGGCUUCCAGCUGCUCAAGUGACAGGAUGCAGACUCCCCACAGCCGCAAUCCCUGUGGGCCUACCUCAUUUGAACCAACGGCAUCCAGAACAACGCGUUGCGCCCAUUGCACUUCUUAAAACCACUUGCCUGCCGCGACUGUGAGCAUGCCCACAGCCCACGACAACCAGUGUUGGGAAUGAGAUGCGCGACAAUGUUAUACUCUCCACAGGCUUCGUUUAACGCACACAAUGAAGCGAUCGGGGGUCCAGGAUCAAUCCGAAUCUCCAGGAGACUCACGGUCCGGCAAAGCGAAGAGACGAAGAAAUAAUCCAGAUGAGUCUUGCAGAACUUGUCGCCUAAGAAAAGUCAAAUGCAGUGGGAAAACCGAGAACGGCCCCUGUCUGAAUUGCUCGAGACUAAAACUCAACUGCCCAUUCACUCAACACGACAGUGGAUCACAGGAUACCGGAAGAGUUGCCCGAAUCACUCCCAACGGCACAGUGACCGAGGCAGGAACGUUGCGGAAACGUGCCCAGAGAGCGUGCCUGGAAUGCCACGGUCACAAGACGAAGUGUAGCGGUGAUUUACCUAGCUGCACGAGAUGUCAGACGAAUGACCUCAAAUGUGAAUACGUCCCUGCGAAGCGCAAGUUUGCCAAUGUCCCCGGUCACUCCAAUAGCGUCGAUGGCCAGACACCGCCGUCAGCUGUGCCUUUUCCCAAUGGACAACUCUCGCCCGAAGUUUCGUCAGAUGGCAACAUCUCUUCGGACAUCUUUCUGGAUCCUAGUCCAGCACCACAGACUCGGUUGAUCAAGAGAGACGUUAUUCUGAAACACGUGGACGCCUAUUUCGAUUACUUCUUCCAUAUGCCCUGCAUGAAUUUUCUGCAUCCAGUCACAGUGUAUCGUUGGGUCGAAGAAGAUAACUUUCCGCCUCACCUUGCAGCAGCCAUCUGUUCGAUUAGCUCUUCCUUGGUCUCAACUGUCUCUCCGGGCCGAGCUCUUGCCGCCCGCUGGAACGAACAGGUCGAGUACUACGUUUUCCAGAACCUUGUCCACCUGGAACCGGAACUGCUCUUAUAUCACGUUCUAGUGACCGUCUACAACUGGAUGUAUGGACCCUGGAGCAAAGUCUGGAUGUAUGUUAGUACCGCCGCCAGGCUGAUACGCUGCUUGCAGCUCAACUACGAUCCCGACAUCAAGGCAAACCAGGUGAAUUUUAGCCAACAAGAAAUCCAAAGACGCAGUGUCUGGCAGAUUUAUCUCAUCGAUCAUUUCCUCUCCGGCGGGUUCGAUGAACACCUCCUUUUACCUUCCAACUCGAUGCAUGUACGACUGCCGUGCAGCGACCAGGUUUUCAAAGAUGGACUUCCUUCCAUGAUGGAGACACUCGUAAAGAAUCCCGCCAUUCAAUCCAAUCCCAACGACUACAGUCUCGACGCAUAUCAUGUGAAAAUAUUGACCAUACGCAGGGAGGUUCUCAGUCUUUCCAAGCGAUUCACAAGUGCUUCGCCCACCGAGGGAGAACCCUUGAGGGCUGAGCAGGUAAUGGACAUUGUGAAUCGGUAUCAGAUUACUUUGAACAGGUUCAACGAGACGCUUCCAGACCGGUUGAAACUUACGGAAGUCAACGUCUAUGCACAUUUGGAUCGACCAGAUCGGCCGAGUUAUGUCAUGUUGCAUACAUGGAUUUGCCAAACAGUGAUGGACCUCUACAGAUUUUCAUUGCCGAAUGCCAAAGGAUCAACAUACAAAGACCACUUGGCUCGCAUACCUCAAGAGUUCCUUCUCCGAUCGCAGCAACAAGCUGUGGCACAUGCAGUUAGUCUGGCCCAAUUUUGGACUUAUUCUUUGGAGAUGAUACAGAACAAUGCUUCCACUGUGAGCAAGGGUGUCGUCACUGUCGACUGGAUGGUAGGCGCCUGCGCGGUCGAGGUGACGACAAUCCUUUUAACCGCCAGGAAAUACGAGCUGUACCGGGGCCUGAGAGAUGGCUCGAGUGCUCAGCUCUGUCGGUCCCGAGACGUCGACGAUGACAUGCUCGAGACUCUUAUCGCCAAAGUCAUUCUUAUUCUCGAGACUCUUAAGCCCUUGCUUCCGAGAAUUGAGUCAUACUUGGAACAGGCCAUGAGCAAAAUCAGGCAAUUCGAGGACGAAAGAUCCCGUAGUGCAAGCCGAAGCCCACUCAUCCGCGGACUGAUAGAUUCGGAACUCGCUACGGGUUCUAAUUUGCCUGGGCCGGAUAACAUCAUCAUAAGAGACGACGCAGGAAGCAAGACAUAUCCCACUUCCAUGUCGGAAAGGUUCCUCCGGAAAAAGAGCGAGUCUUUCGUCAGCAAGACCCACGUCCCCACGGCUGCUCAGAUGGCGGUAGCCGCCACCUACGCCGUGGACCUGCCAACCAUUCCAUUCUGUUUAGAACAGGCCCGAGGGGUUCCGUCCUCGCAUCCUAACUCGAGCCAGCCUCAGGUGUACCAUGAUUUUGGGAACCUUCCGAUGCAAAACUCCGUCGUCAGCCCGAUUUUGAUGGCAGAUGCGUCUGACAGGGAAGGGAUGGCGACCGCUUCCGCCCAGAUGAUGUUGCCCUUGCAUCAUGGCCCGGACUCCCGAGAGAACAAUGAUUACCCCAUGCAUGGACCCAGUGCGAUAAUGGCCCAAGAUGACAGGACAUUUAACCCGUACGCUCCUCCUGUUGUGUUUCAGAACGGGGAAUCGCAGUAUCUAUGGACGCAGGAUGGGCAGCGGAAUGACCACGUCUGACGUUCGAAUGGGUCCUUAAUCGACAUGUAGCGAACCAAGAUUUUGAUGCGUUUUGCCACUGCUGAGUGCUUGCCAUUAGAGAGGUGCAGAGAGGCACUUGGAUCUGGGCAUCGAGUCGUCGCCUUCUUUCUUCCACUGAGCCUCGUUGCCUCUACGUUUGUCUCAGCUUCAAUGGAGUUCACAUCAAUACCCGAGCUUGAUACCAUCGCCACUAGCAAUACGAGGGGUUCACAUAGGCUUUCCCUCAUAGCAGAGCUUUCCAGCCUAAACAAGCUGGUGCUCCCUUUUGCUUCGGCAGCUUAUUGAGAGUACUCGA
Pseudomassariella vexata is the source of this 3177-nucleotide messenger RNA. RefSeq lists its product as uncharacterized. NCBI's taxonomy places the organism in Eukaryota, Fungi, Ascomycota, Sordariomycetes, Amphisphaeriales, Pseudomassariaceae. Gene Ontology annotation, molecular function: DNA binding; DNA-binding transcription factor activity, RNA polymerase II-specific; zinc ion binding. The record is from RefSeq and is a predicted model, not a curated record. The transcript has 9 exons. Bases 351 to 2861 code for a protein of 836 amino acids. Gene Ontology annotation, biological process: DNA-templated transcription; regulation of DNA-templated transcription. Gene Ontology annotation, cellular component: nucleus.